Molecule: messenger RNA, 5166 nt
Organism: Sclerotinia borealis F-4128
Lineage: Eukaryota; Fungi; Ascomycota; Leotiomycetes; Helotiales; Sclerotiniaceae
Source: the annotation of a GenBank genome assembly
AUGGACCUCUUUCGAGCACGUCUCAAUUGCAUUGAUCAUUAUCAAGCUACACCAACUCAGUUUGAUCCUCAACUGAAACGAAAUGUUCAAUCUUCUGAGCUUCACAAAGAGCCAAAAGUACCUGUCAUUAGGAUUUUUGGCUCAACGGAAACUGGCCAGAAGGUUUGCGCGCAUAUUCAUGGGGCAUUUCCUUAUUUAUACAUCGAAUAUGAUGGUACCAUCACUUCUGAUGAAGUUGGAAGCUACAUUCACCGACUUCAUCUUUCAAUUGACCAUGCCUUGGCUGUAAGCUACCGGCGCAAUUCACAUGAUGGGAAUGCAAAAUUCGUCGCACGCAUUACCUUGAUAAAAGCGAUCCCAUUCUAUGGAUUCCAUGUCGGAUAUCGCUUCUAUCUUAAGAUUUAUAUGCUGAACCCCAUGGUAAUGACACGUCUUGCAGACCUUUUAAGGCAAGGUACCAUUAUGAAGCGAAUUUUCCAGCCAUAUGAAGCACAUCUUCAGUUUCUUCUCCAGUGGAUGGCUGACUACAAUUUAUAUGGAUGUGGAUAUAUCGAUUGCAACAAGACCACAUUUCGAAGUCCGGUGCCUCUAUACGAGGAAAUAUCGUCGUCAAUGCAUCUUUGGCAUGACCGUUCGAUACCUGAUCAUUUUAUGACGAAUGACACAUUCCUACCCAGGGUUAGCCAAUGUUCCUUGGAGGUUGAUAUUUGCGUACAAAAUAUUCUCAACAGGCGGGAUGUAAAGCCACGUCCUCUUCACCAUGACUUCGCUCAGAACCUUGGUCCCUUGACCUCAGACGAAAAGUUAGUACAGAGUAUGGCAGGCCUUUGGAAAGAUGAAACCCGUCGUCGAAAAUCUAAAAUGCCAAAUGCACCGGCUGGUAGCAGUCCAUUCUCUGCCGAGGUAAUGUUUUCAAUGUCAGCAGACCCUCGAAAUUCCCAGACCGGUGGAUGGAUGCAUGAAAGUGAGUACAGGGAAAUGGUCAAGACGUUGAUUCAAGAGGAACAGGAUAAAGGCGGCACUUCAAAACCCUCAUUCCAUGACUUUGUAAAACCAAAACUCUUCGAGUCUGCUGUUAGGACCAGUCUUGAGUCUGUAGAAGACUUAUAUCCAGAGAAUCUUCGUCUGGCAUUUGAAUCAGUGUCUGAGGAGAAGAAGCAUCAUUUUUUGCACGAUGGUAAGGGAGAACGAGAGGUUGACGAAAAUCGCAUUGUUGAACUUGCAAUGGAUCAAGAUGGCACCGACGACAUUUACGAUUCCGAUGAAGAUGUUAUGAGAGAAAUUGAGCUCUCUCAAAAGCGUAAACAGGAUCGUGUCGACGAAAAAACGUCAGAACCCCAAACCGCUGCGACUUUAAAUGACGAACUUUGUGACGGCCCUAUUUUGUCAGUUGAGUUGCAAGAGGAUCAAACUGAAGAAGGUGAUGAUCGUCGAAAAUGCGCAGACACUCUAGGGAUUGUCGGCACGGAAAAUGAGUCGUACUUCAGAUCCGCACAAAUCAGUCGUUUGGCCAGUCAGAUUGAUUUUGAUCAUGCUAGCAGUCACGAUCAUAGAGGCCAAGUGCCCAACUACAUCGAACCUGGUUCUAAAAGAGCACAAUCACAGGGAGACUGCCCGGAUACGAAACGGCGGAAGAAAAGCAAGAUUCCCACGGUCGAAGAGCCCGAUGCUACCAAACACAGACCGGAUCAAGUUGCUGGCAGGGUUCAGCCUUCAUUACAAUCGUCUCACACAUCACCCAUAGGGCGGAAAAGCGACUACGCUGAGCAGCGAACCAACUUGGAGCUUAGGGCAUCUAGUGCUAAGUUUUCCUCUCAGGACUCGCUCAAUCUUCAUGUGAACAAUGAUCCGCACGAUAUCAGCACGACAUUGAGGCACAGCCAGUGUUCUGGAGACGUAGAUACUUCUACGGCCAGGAAGAGCGUUUCUUUGCUAGCUGUCUCAACAUCACCCGCAGACAAAUUUGAUAAGGUAAUGGACAUGUCAGACUCCACAACGAUGCCAAGUAUGACUCAAAAGAAAGAGGACAAGCUUCUUAAAGAAAUCAAAGAUCGUUUUGGAAGUAGCACUAAGUCUUUGGUGCUAGCACAUCAUCAACCUCCCCCAUCAGCCCAUUUUGUUUCUUCAACAAUGUCAAACUUCAGUCUGCCCCCUAUAAUUUAUCAAGAUGCUUUCUAUAGCAACGAAGAAGAUGUUCCUGAGCGUCCCAGAGAAUGGGCAGGUAGGAAAUUCAAGCUUGGAAGCACGAGUGUAUCAUUCCUUCCCGACUUUGACCCAACUGCAACCUCAAACGCAACCCAUGGGAUCAGAACUGUUGUUCUCCCGGACAGGACCAAGAGCGAGGAAGCUUAUAAUCAUCGACGUCGCGAGUGCAGCCUUAGGGUUUGGACUUUUGCGGAAACACCGCCUAGUUAUGCGGAAGUGCACGAAUGGGCUCACAACGAGAACUUACCGAUGAAAAAGAAAAUCGCAAAGCCAAAAAGGGGCGCAACUUCAUUCAGCAAUUCUACAAAGGGGCCAAAGCUUUCUCAAAUCGACGGUCCAACUCAAAAGAAUAAGCAUGGUUUCAAGUAUACACAAAACGAAAAGACCGUUAGUAUUCAGCGUGAGGCUCAAUACAUGAGCGUCAUGAGUCUGGAGGUUCAUGUCAACACACGAGGAGAUUUUGUUCCUAAUCCCGAAGAGGAUGAGAUUCAAUGUAUCUUCUUCUGCCUUCAGGCGGACGACGAAGGCUUGGAGAGUAGCCCAACACAACUGGGCAUUGUCGUUCUGUCCGCUGAAGAUAACGACAUGUCUGAGAGAAUUUCGAAUCAAGUCUCAUUCGAAGUGCAUGUAGAAUCUUCUGAACUUGAUUUACUUGUCCGCAUGGUAGAGAUUGUUCGCGAGCAUGAUCCAGAUAUCCUGACUGGUUUCGAGGUUCACGGUGGAUCUUGGGGAUAUCUGAUUGAACGAGCAAGAACAAAAUAUGACUACGAUAUUUGUGACGAGUUUUCACGUAUGAAAACCCAAUCUCACGGUCGUUUUGGCAAGGAUAAUGACAAAUGGGGAUUCAACAAUACGUCUACAAUUCGUGUUACGGGUAGACAUAUGAUCAACAUUUGGAGAGCCAUGCGAGCCGAGCUUAACCUCCUUCAGUAUACUUUAGAAAACGUGGCUUUCCAUCUGCUACAUCGACGAAUCCCUCACUAUACAUGGGCUGAUCUAAGGACAUGGUAUACUAAUGGAUCGGCGCGAGAUCUGUCUAAGGUACUCUCGCACUAUGUGUCACGUGUACAACUUGAUCUAGAGAUACUUGAGCAGAACGAAUUGAUCUCACGUACAAGUGAACAAGCACGACUUUUGGGUGUUGAUUUCUUUUCGGUUUUUUCUCGUGGUUCACAAUUCAAGGUCGAAUCUCUGAUGUUUCGCAUUGCAAAACCAGAGAACUUCAUCUUGGUAUCUCCUAGUCGAAAACAAGUGGGAGGCCAAAAUGCCUUAGAGUGUCUUCCCCUUGUCAUGGAGCCUCAAAGUGCCUUCUACAGUGCACCGUUACUAGUGCUCGAUUUUCAAAGCUUGUACCCUAGUGUUAUGAUCGCCUACAAUUAUUGCUAUUCGACGUAUCUUGGAAGAGUGGUGAAUUGGCGAGGUACCAAUAAAAUGGGCUUCAAAGAGUACACACGAGAGGAGAAGCUUUUGGAGUUGCUGAAAGAUCACAUCAAUAUUUCUCCUAAUGGAAUCAUGUAUGUAAAACCAAACAUCCGGAAGUCUCUAUUAGCCAAGAUGCUGGGUGAAAUUCUUGAGACACGAGUUAUGGUGAAGAGUGGGAUGAAGCUUGACAAGGAAGACAAAGCUCUACAACGACUUUUGAACAAUAGACAGCUUGCCUUGAAACUCAUCGCCAAUGUUACCUACGGAUAUACAUCUGCAUCGUUCUCUGGCCGCAUGCCAUGUUCAGAGAUUGCUGAUAGCAUUGUUCAAACUGGUCGGGAGACACUGGAAAAGGCCAUAGCACUUAUACACUCGGUUAAACGCUGGGGUGCAGAAGUAGUGUAUGGAGAUACCGACAGCUUGUUUGUCUACCUCAAGGGUCGCAGCAAAGACGAAGCGUUCGAUAUCGGGAAUGAGAUUGCAAAAACGGUCACUAAUAUGAAUCCGCGGCCUGUCAAGCUCAAGUUUGAAAAGGUGUAUCUUCCCUGCGUGCUCUUAGCUAAGAAGCGAUAUGUAGGCAUGAUGUACGAGAGUAAGUCUCAAACUGAGCCGAACUUCGAUGCAAAAGGUAUCGAGACUGUACGACGUGAUGGCACACCAGCUGAGCAAAAGAUCGAAGAAAAAGCUCUCAAGAUACUCUUUCGCACAGCUGACCUGAGCCGAGUAAAAUCCUACUUUCAAGAACAAUGCGAGAAGAUCAUGAAAGGCUCUGUAUCUAUCCAAGACUUCUGCUUUGCCAGAGAAGUCAAGCUUGGAACAUACAAUGACAAAGUGCCACCACCUCCGGGAGCUCUUAUAAGUACCAAAAAGAUGUUAGAGGAUGCCCGAGCAGAGCCACAGUAUGGCGAGCGAGUUCCAUAUGUGGUCAUCACAGGCGCUCCAGGGGCUCGGUUGAUUGAUCGCUGUGUGGCACCUGAAGAACUUCUCAACAGCGAUCAUAGCGAAUUAGAUGCGGAGUACUAUAUUUCCAAAAAUAUAAUCCCACCCCUGGAACGAAUCUUCAAUCUCAUGGGUGCCAAUGUCAGAAAUUGGUAUGAUGAGAUGCCCAAAGUUCAGCGCGUUCGCCGAAUAGAGAUGAAUUUUGAGCAAGGACAGCUAAAAAAACUAAACAUCAACAGGAAAACACUCGAGUCAUACAUGAAAUCAUCUUCAUGUCUUGUGUGUAGAGAUAAACUUAAGACAGAGGGAUACCUCUGCCCACGAUGUCUCUCAGAUGGCCCUGGGUCGAUGCUUUCUUUGCAGACAAGGCUCAAUGUUGAGGAAAACAAAUUUCUGGAUAUACAAAGAAUUUGUCAGAGCUGUUCUGGCUUAUCUCCACUAGAGGAAGUCAGAUGUGAUAGUAAAGAUUGCCCUGUAUUUUAUACAAGAACAAGGCAGAUGGCGCGACUUAAGACAGAAAGGGCCUUUGUUGUACCAGCUAUGCAGGCUCUAUCGGCAAGUGAUGAAACGGAGGUAGAUUUCACAGAUCUCGAGUGGUAG